AUGGCACCCACCGCCCUAUCCAAGCGAUCAAAGCCUGCAUUCUCGCUCCCGCGACCGGGGAUAUCCAGAGUCACAAAAUCCACAAAAGAGAAGGCCAUGAAUACCCGCGUCGCCACGAAGGGGAAAUCGGACGGGAAGGGAAACAUAAACGCCGACUCAGCUGCAGGUGUGCAGAAGAAGGGCAAAUCAAACCCUCAGGCGAAGUCGUCCAUACCCGCGGCGAAAGAGAAAGGGAAAGGGAAAGACAAGCGCAACACAGGAAAGAGGCAAAAACAGAAACAGCGUGGAGCGGGUGCGACGAUGCGCGGACUUGUCGACCGGGCCAGCGACGAUGAUGAUGAUGAUGGCCGCGUCGGUGGCAAACGGAAAAGGCACACCGAAGAAGAGGAAGAGGAAGACGACGAUGAUAUUGAGACCGACGCAGUUCUGAACGACAUUGCCGCGAAUAUGGAUACCGACACAGAGACAGACACAGAUACGAACAACGCCACAGACGAGUCCCGCUCGGAAAGGGCCGACCUCGACGGCGAUGAAGGUGAAGAUGAAGGGAGAGGUGAGGAUAAAGACGAGCAAGACAAGGCCAACACCGCCUCUCCACCCGCCGGCCUGGACUUCUCCUCCAGCCCAGAACCGGACUUCAUCCUCGCCGAAGUCACGCACACGGACAAAUACACCCGCUCCAAAGGCGCCAAAUCCUCUGGAGUGUUGGACACCGAAGAAUACCCCAUCCCCUUACCGCUCGUGCAUCGGAUCAUGCACGCCCAUUUCGAAUCCCCGACGACGACGACGACGCUUUCCAAGGACGCAAAGGCCCUCAUGGGCACGUACGUCGGCGUGUUUGUCAAGGAGGCGAUCCGGCGGUGCGUAGACGAGAAGAAGGAGAGGGUUGUCAAGCGCAGAAGGGAGGGCGGAGGCGGGGCCGGAGACGCGGGAUGGCUGGAGGUGGAGGAUCUGGAGAGGGUCGGGUGUCAGUUGGUUCUGGAUUUCUGA
Molecule: messenger RNA, 990 nt
Organism: Cladophialophora yegresii CBS 114405
Lineage: Eukaryota; Fungi; Ascomycota; Eurotiomycetes; Chaetothyriales; Herpotrichiellaceae
Exons: 1
Coding region: 1-990 (329 amino acids)
Biological process (GO): kinetochore assembly; DNA repair; replication fork processing
Cellular component (GO): Fanconi anaemia nuclear complex; FANCM-MHF complex
Source: RefSeq, a predicted model, not a curated record